AUGAUCAGUUCCUGGGUUUUGACUUCUGGCAUUGAUUCCCGCGAUGACCUUGUUACUAUGGCUAAGCUUGCUGAGCAGGCGGAGCGUUAUGAUGAUAUGGCAGCUGCGAUGAAGCUUGUUACCGAGAAGGGCCUCGAACUUGGUAAUGAGGAACGGAAUUUGCUCUCAGUGGCCUACAAAAACGUCGUCGGAGCCCGCAGGUCGGCAUGGCGGAUAAUUUCCAAUAGUGAAACUAAGACUAGUAACAGUGAAAAACGUCAACUCCAUGCUAAAGAAUAUCGUGAGAAGAUCGAGAAGGAAUUGAAUGACAUUUGCAGAGAGGUCCUGAAGCAUCUUACUCCCAAAGCCUCAAACUCUGAAAGUCAAGUUUUCUACCUGAAAAUGGAGGGCGAUUACUAUAGAUAUUUGGCAGAAGUUGCGACAGGCGAGGCACGUGAUGAAGUUGUGGAGGCUUCUCUUAAUGCUUACAGAAAGGCCACCAGGGCUGCCGAAGACAAACUAUCAACAACACACCCUAUUCGUCUUGGUCUCGCUCUAAAUCAUUCCGUAUUUUAUUACGAGAUCAAGAACGAUCCUGAUCAGGCUUGCCUACUCGCCAAACGCUCAUUUGAUGAUGCCAUUGCUGAAAUCGAUAACCUUCAAGAGGAUUCGUACAAGGACAGCACCCUUAUAAUGCAGCUUUUAAGGGAUAAUCUUACGCUUCGAGUCAGCUCUGACGUCUCGCUCCCUUCCUACGAACCUAGUGUAAAUUAUCCUCUGCGCUCCGUGCGUCAUUCUUUUUUAUCCCUUUCGAGCGGUGUACAUUGUCAAGUCUCAUCCAAAAGAUCGCCACAUUGCCCACAUAAGUAUCAUUGUUCCAACGGCAAGGACGCAGAAAAUGACUUUGUCCUGGUGACUUCUCCUUUCUAUCAUUCGCAAUACCGCAUUCGAGACCCCGAGCGUGUUGACCAUAUUCAGGACUCUGGUUUUCGCUCCUUUCAGGAGCAUUCUAAAAAGGAAAAAGAAUGCUUUAUAUCUGGCUUCUGUGAAUGCUCGUAG
Messenger RNA from Protopolystoma xenopodis, 1038 nucleotides. The record is from the annotation of a GenBank genome assembly. NCBI's taxonomy places the organism in Eukaryota, Metazoa, Platyhelminthes, Monogenea, Polystomatidea, Polystomatidae.